This is a messenger RNA of Phaeodactylum tricornutum CCAP 1055/1, 735 nucleotides long. RefSeq lists its product with no specific name. Bases 1 to 735 code for a protein of 244 amino acids. Gene Ontology annotation, molecular function: ATP binding; protein kinase activity. NCBI's taxonomy places the organism in Eukaryota, Bacillariophyta, Bacillariophyceae, Surirellales, Neidiaceae. The transcript has 2 exons. Gene Ontology annotation, biological process: protein phosphorylation. The record is from RefSeq and is a predicted model, not a curated record.
AUGCGCAACCAACAUGCCGAAGACCCACUCAAAGAGAUAGCCGCAAUGCAACUCAUCGGAAAUAACCAUCCUAACGUUCUUGGCUGUAUUGAGGUUUUGUUUGACGGUCAGAAUCUUAACAUCGUCUUGCCAUACUGCGAUCGCGGUGAUCUUUUCCAGCUUCUACAGGAAAGUCAACAUACAGCAACACCAGACUGUCCAGGUAUGUCUGAGGGUCAAGCUCGCUACUGGUUUCGACAAGUUAUGGCUGGAGUCAAACACAUUCACGAAAGUGGCGUUUGCCACCGUGAUUUGUCGCCGGAAAACGUGAUGAUUGACGACAAACGUAGUAUCAUCAUUGACAUGGGUAUGUGCCUGCGAAAGGGAAGCAAUAAGCGCCUUUUCAAACCGCAAGGGGCCUGUGGGAAACUGCCUUACAUGAGCCCCGAGAUUUAUCGCAAUCGCGACCCUUUUGACGGCGCUGCUGCUGAUGUUUGGACGGCUGGUACAAUUCUAUUUUGCAUGGUAACGGGGAAUCGCUCGUACCAGCGACCGCACCGAUCCGAUCCGCAAUUCUACUGGAUGUCUCGAGGCUUGUCGCAACUUUUAAAGGACUGGCAGGUCAGUCUGUCUAUGGAAGGAUUGCAUCUGUUGCAAAACAUGCUCCAAGUCGAUCCAAGGCUGCGACUGACUAUUGAUGAAGUAGUACACCAUCCGUGGUUUACGUACCCUGAUGACACUUUGCUUCCACGUUGA